Acanthosepion pharaonis is the source of this 708-nucleotide messenger RNA. Lineage: Eukaryota; Metazoa; Mollusca; Cephalopoda; Sepiida; Sepiidae. The record is from the annotation of a GenBank genome assembly.
AUGGGAGUUCGAUCUAGACCGUUCAGGGUCGUCGUACUUGGACAAAACGGUGUCGGCAAGUCAGCUUUUAUUGUUCGCUAUUUAACGCGAAGAUUCAUAGGCGAAUAUGAUCCGAACCUUGAAAAAGUCUACACAAACAGCAGGAAUAUUGAUGGGGAUCUGAUUAUGAUGGAAAUUCUGGAUACUGCACGUCAGGAGGAGUGUCUCAUGUUGGAACAGAAUCUAAAAUGGGCUGAAGCAUACGUCUUAAUGUACGCAGUCACAGAUAGAUGCAGCUUUAACGAAUGCAGUCGACUCAAGUUUCUCAUAAGCAACUACACAAAGAAGCAACGGCGGAGCAGUGUGUCAGUGCCCGAGGGGAACUGCCUACCUGUGGCCCUUGUUGGGAAUCAGACAGAUCGGAUCUAUGACAGAAUGGUCAGCGAAGAAGAGGGACGCUUGAAGGCAGCCGAACUCAGUUGCAUGGGAUUUUACGAGAUGUCCGUUCGAGAGUCGAUCGAUGACGUCGUGGCUGUUUUUGAAAAUCUUUAUUUGUAUUGUAGAAAACCGAAAAAAUUUCGUUCCCGUCAGAAACAGUCGGGCAGUGACCUACCCCCUAUUGUUUCACUGUCCACUGGAGCGCCACCUCCGGGUAUGUCGUUACCCGAUGUCCUUCCACAAACGGAAGUGUUUAAAAGACGUAAACGAGCAUUGCAAACUAUAAGUUAA